This is a messenger RNA of Oldenlandia corymbosa var. corymbosa, 1635 nucleotides long. The record is from the annotation of a GenBank genome assembly. NCBI's taxonomy places the organism in Eukaryota, Viridiplantae, Streptophyta, Magnoliopsida, Gentianales, Rubiaceae.
UGUAACUCCAUGCGCGCACCUUAUCACAAUUGCUUCUUUUAUCUUUCUACUCCAAAUUAAAACAAACAAUUUUAUAUUUACAAAAAAGAAAAGAAAGAAAGAAGCAUAAGAUAGAAGGAUAAAGGAGAGGAUGGAAAUGCCUUCGAAAUUCGACCCUCCUGAUAAUUCUAUCACAACAUCUCUAGCUGCAAUAAGAACUCAUCCACAACACGACCAUAGCCAAUUCUCAAGAAGCAUUUCCCACAAAGAACCCUCUUUCUCAGAAGCUUCAUCGUGCACUCCGCCGCGUUUAAGCUCAACUUCCCUUACCAAUCCACGCCUUUACGUUUCCCAGCCUUCCACUCCACGCCUUAAUUCCUUCACAUCGCCUUCAAAGCAAGAUGACCUUCACACAAUUUAUCGGUGCAUUUCGUCGGUGCUCAAGAAGGACGGCGCGAUUUUGUCCGUCGCGGCAUCCAACGGUCUGGUUUACACGGGUUCACAAAGCAGCGUGAUUCGGAUAUGGAAGUUGCCGGAGUUCACGGAAUGCGGUCAACUCAAGUCAAAGGCGGGCAUGGUGGUGGCGCUAGAAGUGUCGAAUGAUAAAGUGUAUGCGGCUUAUGCUGAUUGUAAGAUCCGGGUUUGGCAUCGGACUUGGGAAGGUACGAUAAAGCAUGUCCGGCUGGCGACGAUUCCGAGGACGGUAGGUUAUGUCCGGAGCUACAUCAUCGGCAAAGAUAAGCUGAUGAAACAUGCGGGGCCAAUAACUUCACUGGCAAUCAACGUAUCAGAUGACAUCCUUUACUCAGCAUCCGUCGAUAGAACCGUCAAUGUGUGGAGAAUUUCCGAUCUAAAAUGUAUCGAAACAAUUCACGCCCAUCAGGAACCAAUCAACGCCAUAGUCGUCGCCGACGACGGCGUCCUCUUCACCGCCUCCGACGACGCCUCCAUCAAGGUGUGGCGGCGCAACUUCUGCAGCGGCGACCGGCCCCAUUCCCUGAUCGUCACCCUCCCGGCCAAAUACUCACCGGUCAAGGCGUUGACCUUGGCAUCCGACGGCGGCAUCCUCUAUGGUGGAUGCUCCGACGGCUACGUGCAUUACUGGAUGAAGGGUUGGUUUUCCAGCCAGCUGCAAUACGGCGCCGCACUUCAAGGCCAUACGCACGCGGUGAUGUGCUUAGCCAACAUGGGGAAUUACGUGGUGAGCGGGUCGGCCGAUUCGAGUUGUCGGGUUUGGAUCCGGGACCCAGAAGAUGGUCAGCACCAAUGUUUGGCCGCGCUUCAAGGCCACAGGGGGCCGAUCAGGUGCGUCGCGACGUUCCUUGGUCGGAAUUUGUCAGCCAAUCAUGAGGAGGUGGAAGAUGGUUGUACGAUUUGUACGGGGAGUCUUGAUGGAGUUCUCAAAGUGUGGCGGGUCAAAUGUAGAAGCUCUAAUGUCCGAAGUACCAUGCAAAGCAAUUGCGAGUACUUUGACCUUGCAUGAAGUUAGUCUUAAAGACUUCAGCCAAAUUUGUCUAUCUGAUCAAAGUCGUAUGUCUUGGUUUUAGGUGGUGCGGAAAAACCGCAGUUUAAAAUAAAUUACUUUCAUGAAACCAAGUGAAUAUAUAACAAAGACUACGUAUAAUUUUCUAAAGUAUUCCCCAAAAAACAUCUUAG